This is a messenger RNA of Vicia villosa (hairy vetch), 1081 nucleotides long. RefSeq names its product MOB kinase activator-like 1A. Gene Ontology annotation, biological process: signal transduction; positive regulation of protein phosphorylation. Lineage: Eukaryota; Viridiplantae; Streptophyta; Magnoliopsida; Fabales; Fabaceae. Gene Ontology annotation, cellular component: nucleus; cytoplasm. Gene Ontology annotation, molecular function: protein kinase activator activity. The coding region runs from base 140 to 802 and encodes 220 amino acids. The transcript is spliced from 7 exons. The record is from RefSeq and is a predicted model, not a curated record.
AAUAUAGAUUCGAAAUCUAAAGCAGGAAAGAAAGAGUAGAACAAACGCCUGAAAAAACAAAAAAAAAAAUCAACCGAGGAAGAAAGAAAGGGCUUCCACUCAACGCGCUUUCUCUCUUCCUCUUCCUCUCACUCACGCCAUGAGCCUCUUCGGUAUUGGCAGAAACCAGAGAACAUUCCGCCCAAAAAAAAGUACUCCUUCUGGAAGCAAGGGAGCUCAGCUUAGAAAACACAUUGAUGCGACAUUAGGUAGUGGAAAUCUGAGGGAAGCAGUAAAGCUACCUCCUGGAGAGGAUUUGAAUGAGUGGCUAGCUGUCAACACUGUUGAUUUUUUCAACCAGGUGAAUCUGCUCUAUGGCACCCUCACAGAGUUCUGUACUCCCGAGAAUUGUCGCACCAUGUCUGCGGGACCCAAGUAUGAAUAUAGAUGGGCAGAUGGUGUGCAAAUUAAGAAACCUAUUGAGGUUUCUGCUCCAAAAUAUGUAGAAUAUCUGAUGGACUGGGUUGAAACACAGCUUGAUGAUGAAUCCAUAUUCCCCCAGAAGCUUGACCUGUGGGAUCAUGAUGCAGGUUCUCCAUUUCCUCCCAAUUUCAAGGAUGUCGUGAAGACAAUAUUCAAGCGGCUGUUCCGUGUAUAUGCUCAUAUUUAUCAUUCUCACUUUCAGAAAAUUGUGAGCCUCAAAGAAGAGGCCCAUCUAAACACCUGCUUCAAGCAUUUUAUACUCUUCACUUGUGAGUUUGGACUGAUUGAAAAGAAGGAACUGGCUCCACUUCAAGAGCUUAUAGACACCAUUAUAUAUUAAAGUUAUGAAUUGUGAAAUAUCUUAUCUUAGUCAUCAUAAACUAUGUAUGUGUAUUACUCUAGUCAGAGACUGGUUUUUAAUAUCUGACUUGAGACAUUCUCCUUGUAUGUUCUGUGUUGAAUGAGUUUGGGAACAGGGUCUAAGUUAUCCUCCAUCAUAGAAAACUCACAUUAAGUUCAUAAAUAAUAUGCAAUGGGAUACUAUAGAUCGUAUUCCUAAUGUGUGACUUUAAAGUAUUGGCUAUUGUUUGCCAACUGAUAACCGUACUUGUUUGAUUGA